Molecule: messenger RNA, 4182 nt
Organism: Abrus precatorius (Indian licorice)
Lineage: Eukaryota; Viridiplantae; Streptophyta; Magnoliopsida; Fabales; Fabaceae
Product: ABC transporter B family member 4-like
Exons: 13
Coding region: 209-4012 (1267 amino acids)
Biological process (GO): transmembrane transport
Cellular component (GO): membrane
Molecular function (GO): ABC-type transporter activity; ATP hydrolysis activity; ATP binding
Source: RefSeq, a predicted model, not a curated record
GCUACUACUGCCAACUGGUUUUCCUCAAUCUCAUAGUUUUCCUUCAUUCUUCUGUCAUUUUUAGUGCUAGUUUGCCAUCAUUCUGAGGAGAGAAGAGCACUUGUACCUCAAGUUUGCAUAAAGCUGCUUGGAUGCAGAUAUUACUUCAACUCAGAUGACAGGAUCAACUAGUCAUUAACCGGUUCUAGGUCCUGAAAGUACCGAAUAAAUGGCUGGAAGGCAAAAGGAUUCCAAGAACAACAAGGUGAAGGAUGAAGGAAACAAAACAGUACCCUAUUACAAGCUUUUCUCCUUUGCAGACUCUUGGGAUCAUCUACUGAUGUUUCUUGGAGCAAUUAGCGCUGUUGGGAACGGAAUAAGCAUGCCUCUAAUGAGUAUAAUCAUUGGAGAUGCAAUUGAUGCUUUUGGAGGAAAUGUUGACAAUAAACAAGUAGUUCAUGAAGUUUCCAAGGUAUCUCUGAAGUUUGCAUGCAUAGGUGCGGGUGCCUUUCUUGCAGCAUUUUUGCAGUUGGCUUGCUGGGUGAUCACUGGGGAGAGACAAGCUGCAAGAAUACGAGGCUUAUAUCUUAAAGCAAUUUUGAGGCAAGAUAUCAGUUUCUUUGACAAGGAAACGAACAGUGGUGAGGUUGUUGGAAGGAUGUCAGGUGACACAGUUCUUAUUCAAGAAGCCAUGGGGGAGAAGGUAGGAAAAUUCAUACAGUAUUUGGCAUGUUUCUUAGGAUCUAUAGUCAUAGCAUUCAUCAAGGGUUGGCUUCUUACCCUUGUUCUUCUAUCUUCUGUUCCGCUUCUUGUCCUUUCUGGUUCUGUAAUGAGCUUUGCUUUUGCAAAGAUGGCAUCCCGUGGACAAGCAGCUUAUUCUGAAGCAGCAACAGUAGUGGAGAGGACAAUUGGUUCAAUUCGAACUGUUGCAUCAUUUACGGGCGAGAAGCAAGCUAUAGCUCAAUAUAAUCAAUACUUAACUAAAGCUUACAGAACUGGAGUGCAAGAGGGUGUGGCUGGUGGUUUAGGCUUCGGUACAGUUCGUUUACUUGUUUACUGCAGUUAUGGCUUGGCUGUAUGGUUUGGAGGGAAGAUGGUAGUAGAAAAAGGUUAUACAGGAGGACAAGUCAUAAGUGUAUUUUUUGCAUUAUUGAGUGGUUCCAUUUCUCUGGGGCAGGCAUCUCCAAGCUUAACUGCAUUUGCUGCAGGACAAGCUGCAGCCUUUAAAAUGUUUGAAACGAUACAGAGACAGCCAGAUAUUGAUGCUUAUAACACUGCAGGACAACAGCUACAUGAUAUUUCUGGAAAUAUAGAACUUAGGGAGGUUUGCUUUAGUUAUCCUUCAAGACCUGAUGAACAGAUAUUUAAUGGAUUUUCAAUUUCAAUAUCAAGUGGCACUACUGCAGCUUUGGUAGGUCAAAGUGGGAGUGGGAAAUCAACAGUUAUUAGUUUAAUCGAGAGAUUUUAUGAUCCACAAGCUGGUGAAGUUCUCAUUGAUGGUAUCAACCUCAGAGAAUUUCAAUUGAAAUGGAUCAGACAGAAAAUAGGCCUGGUCAGCCAGGAACCAGUUCUCUUUACUUGUAGCAUUAAAGAGAAUAUCGCCUAUGGCAAGGAUGGUGCAACUGAUGAAGAAAUCAGCACUGCAGCUGAACUUGCUAAUGCUGCUAAAUUCAUAGAUAAAUUUCCCCAUGGACUUGACACGAUGGUUGGCGAACAUGGAACUCAGCUCUCUGGAGGUCAAAAGCAAAGAAUAGCUAUAGCAAGAGCAAUUCUGAAGGACCCAAGAAUUCUCCUCCUUGAUGAAGCUACAAGUGCUCUUGAUGCAGAAUCAGAGAAAGUGGUGCAAGAGACAUUAGACAGGGUUAUGAUAAACCGAACAACUGUCAUUGUAGCCCACCGCCUAAGCACAAUAAGGAAUGCUGAUAUUAUUGCAGUUAUUCAUCAAGGAAAAGUAGUAGAAAAAGGUACACAUGCUGACCUCACCAAAGAACCUGAUGGAGCUUUUAGCCAGCUCAUUAAAUUGCAAGAAAUUAGAAGGGAAUCAGACCAGCAAGUUGCAAAGGACUCAGGCAGGCCAGAAAGUUUUGUAGAUUCUGAACAACAAUCAAGCCAACGGUUUUCUUUCCCUCAAUCCUUAAGCCGGGGAUCAUCUGGAGCAGGAAACAGCAGUCGUCACUCAUUCAGAAUGUCAAGUACUAUGCCUGCCCCUCAAGGUCUCUUGGAAACGUCAGAAGGAGGACAUGAAGUCCUUCCUUCAGCAGCAUUACAUAAACCUCAAGAAGUUUCAUUUCUCCGCCUUGCGCGUCUUAACAAGCCUGAAAUCCCAGUGUUAAUCUUAGGGACUCUAGCAGCAGCAGUAACUGGGGCAACACUACCUACUGUGGGGCUCCUUCUCUCCAAUAUGAUACAUACUUUCUUUGAGCCUGCAGAUGAAAUCCGUAAAGACUCAAAGUUCUGGGCAUUAAUAUUUGUUGCCCUUGGUGUGGGUUCCUUCAUAUUUCAACCAUUGAGGUCUUACUUUUUUGCUGUUGCUGGUUCUAAGUUGAUAAAAAGGAUCCGGCUAAUGUGUUUUGAGAAAAUCAUUCACAUGGAAAUAGGAUGGUUUGAUAAAGCUGAGCAUUCAAGUGGAGCACUUGGCGCAAGGCUGUCAAUUGACGCGGCUUCUAUUCGAACUUUGGUUGGGGAUGCACUUGGUCUGAUGGUUCAAGACAUUGCUACAGCAAUUACAGCCUUGGCAAUUGCCUUUGAGGCAAACUGGCAGCUUUCUCUCAUUGUUCUAGUGUUGGUACCUUUGGUUUUAGUAAAUGGACAUGUGCAAAUGAGAUCCAUGCAAGGAUUUAGCGCAGAUGCAAAGAAACUAUAUGAGGAAGCAAGCCAUGUAGCAAAUGAUGCAGUAGGGAAUAUCCGAACAGUUGCUGCUUUCUGUGCUGAAGAGAAGGUGAUGGAAUUAUAUCAGAAGAAAUGUGUAGGACCAAUCCAGACAGGUAUAAGGCAAGGUUUAGUCAGCGGAAUUGGUUUUGGGUUAUCAAUCUUCUUCCUGUUCUCUGUCUAUGCAUGCAGUUUUUAUGCUGGAGCCCGACUUGUUGAGAAAGGCAAAAUGUCUAUUUCGGAGGUUUUCCGUGUAUUUUUUACUCUCACAAUGGCAGCUGUAGCAAUGUCACAAUCUGGCUUCAUGUCCCCAGCUGCAAGUAGAGCAAAAAGUUCUGCCACUUCUAUAUUUGAAAUUCUUGAUAAAAAAUCGAAAAUAGACCCCAGUGAUGAGUCUGGAAUGACAUUACAAGAUGUGAAAGGGAAUAUUGAGUUCCACCAUGUCACUUUCAAGUAUCCAACCAGGCCCAAUGUUCAUAUAUUCAAAGAUCUUUCCUUGACCAUUCACGCAGGAGAGACAGUUGCUCUAGUUGGAGAAAGUGGAAGCGGAAAGUCAACAGUGAUCUCAUUGUUGCAAAGAUUUUAUGAUCCAGAUUCAGGUGAGAUCACACUGGAUGGAACAGAAAUCCAAAAGCUACAACUCAAGUGGUUUAGGCAGCAAAUGGGGCUUGUAAGCCAAGAGCCUAUGUUGUUUAAUGACACCAUCCGAGCCAAUAUUGCAUAUGGAAAAGGUGGAAAUGCAACUGAGGCUGAAAUUAUAGCUGCAGCAGAGUUGGCUAAUGCUCACAAGUUUAUUAGCAGUUUGCAGCAGGGUUACGAUACAGUCGUAGGGGAGAGAGGGACUCAACUAUCUGGAGGGCAGAAGCAGAGGGUGGCAAUUGCAAGAGCCAUUGUGAAGAGUCCGAAAAUAUUACUGCUAGAUGAAGCCACAAGUGCACUUGAUGCUGAGUCUGAAAGAGUGGUUCAGGAUGCACUUGACCAUGUGAGGGUGGACAGAACCACCAUUGUGGUGGCACACAGGUUAUCCACCAUAAGAGAUGCAGAUUCAAUUGCAGUGAUUCAAAAUGGAGUCAUUGCAGAGAAAGGAAAGCAUGACACUUUGCUCAAUAAAGGGGGUGCAUAUGCGUCCUUGGUAGCACUACACAUGACUGCUUCUUCAUCUUAGGCCCUUUCAUCUCCAUGCAUCUAUUGUAUCAUGUGAUGGUUUCUUAAUCUCUUUUUUAAGGCAUUAUUGCUUUGUAACGAAACUUUCUAAAUAUUUGAUUACCCAUUUCUAAUGAAUCUGAAGGUUUCACAUGAUGUUAAGCAGUAUGCUGAAAUGAAAUUACAAUUUAC